AUGACAACGGGUAUAUUAAACCUUUUAGGGCUGUAGAGGGACCAGACGCAGAUUACGUACGCAGGUGUUGCUCUCCGACUAGCAGACAGUGUGUGGGCCAGUUAGAUGGAGUGAUAUCCACAAAGCGACCCGCGUUAACUCAACAGGAAUACUUCGCAAUAACCUGCUGGUGUUCUUCUUCCAGUGAAGAUUAUGAGUGAGGUGGUUUGCACAAAGCCUCAGGAGGAAUAUGAGGACGACUUUGAGAAGGAUCUGGACUGGCUGAUCUGUGAGGAAAGUCGUAGUGAAGACCAAAAUGUCUUCCUUUCCGCCCUACAGGGUCCUGACUUUGACGACAUAGAAGCAGAAAUUGACAAAGAACUGGAGGAGGAUGCCGAGCAGAAAGGAAAGAAAAGAAAACCCAAACGCCACAAGGAGGCGAAGAGAGGCAAGAAAACAGAGGAGCUGGAAGAAGAUGAAGAGAGGUGGCCCUCACCUAUGGAGCCAUUUGAGUAUGACUCGGACAGAGACAGCCCUAAUAAGUCAUCAUCUAUAGCCCCCCCACCCCCAAUGGAUGAACAGACUGAGGAGGAGAAGAAGUUCAUUCUGGAGAAGAUACAGCAGGCUAAUCAAGACUUGCACCACCAAGAAGCUCCAGAUAUGACAAGGCACAGGCGGCUGCAUUUUAAAGAGACGCUGGUGGAUCUGGUGGUGCCUCCGCGGCAAGAUGGACACUAUGGUGAUGGUGAAGGGGAAAAGGGAAACAAGGAUUCAGAGGCAGAGACUGAGGUGUCAGGGAAGCUGUCCGAGCUUAAACUUUCCCCUCGGGAGGAACGCGUGGGAUCUAACAGGGCUGUGGAGACCGGUGAGGGAGGAGGAAAGGAGGGUAGAGUCCUUGUCGAAAAGGAUGGUAAGUUUGAUCUGGUCAGUCUGAAAGAGGUGGAAAGUCAAGGACUCCUCCCUCCUAUAGUGAACAACUCCUCCCCACGUCACCAGCAGCAGACUGUGAGCUCCAGUAAGACCCACAGGUCCUCCUCCUCUCCUCGUCCUCGUGUCGGAUCCUCCCCCUUCCAGCAAGGUGCACAUCACCUCCGUGGCCCCAAACCUCCCGCUCAGCCCAGGAACAGGCCCAGCUCAGCCAGCCACAGCCAGAGAGGCGGCCAUCUGGUCAGCAAGCGGCGGGUGCAGUCGGCCACCGGGACACCCUCCCAGGCCACCUACACCCUUUCCCCGCAGCAGAAGGAGCUGCUGCAGAGGAUCCAGGAGAGGAAGGAGAAAGUGGCCAAAGAGGAGGAGCAGAGGAAACUGGAGGAAGAGGAGCAGAAGAGGCAGGAGAACGAGCUGGCGUUCAAGGCGUGGCUGCUGAGGAAGAGAGAGCAGUUUCAAGAGGAGAAAAGGAUCCAAAGAGCCCAGGAGAUGGAGAAGAUGAGUUCUAAGCAGAAAGAGUUCAGUGACUGUGAAGAUUCCUUCCGGCUGUGGCUUCAGAGGAAGCAGGAGCAGCAGCAGAAGGAGAGACAGCUGGUGGAGCUCAAGAGGCUGGAGGAGGACGCUGGUUACCUCCUGCACAGCCGUGAGGAGUGUGAACGGGCCUUCAAACUGUGGCUGAAGCGGAAGCGGGCGGAGAAGCGGGCGGAGCAGCAGGCUGCUCGAGAGCGCUCCCGCAGGUUGGUGCUGGAGGAACGGCGCGCGCGACGCAGUAGGGACCUGCUUUGUUGCGUCCAUGAAGCCAAGCCCUUCAGAUUCACCGAACAGCUGGCCUACCGCUUCUGAAGCAAACCGACUGCUGGAUUCACACAUCACCGUCGUCACAAACCAGACUGGGCAGCUCCAGAUGUGCAAUACAAGACAUUUAUUCUCUGUUCAGUCAUUUCCAGGGUUUUGUUUUAUCACUUCUAUUUCUGUGCUGUGUUAAGUCACAUUGCUACAAAGAGAACGUUUACCGCAGUGACCUCAGUGUGAUACAAAUGUAUUGAGUGAAUUUGUUGUUUUUUUUACUGUAUUUAACGCUGUCUAGUGGCAAAUGCACUUUACUUUAAAUGGAGCUCUUAAUAAACAGGGCUGUGCAUUUAAAUACACAAGCUG
Messenger RNA from Cyclopterus lumpus (lumpfish), 2061 nucleotides. RefSeq names its product coiled-coil domain containing 181 (gene ccdc181). Bases 193 to 1749 code for a protein of 518 amino acids. The record is from RefSeq and is a predicted model, not a curated record. NCBI's taxonomy places the organism in Eukaryota, Metazoa, Chordata, Actinopteri, Perciformes, Cyclopteridae. Gene Ontology annotation, molecular function: microtubule binding. The transcript is spliced from 6 exons.